This is a messenger RNA of Besnoitia besnoiti, 789 nucleotides long. RefSeq lists its product as uncharacterized. The record is from RefSeq and is a predicted model, not a curated record. NCBI's taxonomy places the organism in Eukaryota, Apicomplexa, Conoidasida, Eucoccidiorida, Sarcocystidae. The transcript has 7 exons. Bases 1 to 789 code for a protein of 262 amino acids.
AUGGAAUUUUCCAAGAGAGUGACAGCUGAGACCCGAAGGAGCGGAGGAGGUGCCCAGGCACUCAGUCACCAUUGCCACCUUGAUCUUGUCGGCGUAGUGAAGGAUGAUCAGAAUCUGAACCUGACGUUCAGAGACGAACCCCUCGAAAAGCAAAACUACUACGAGGCGCUCAAAGAGCGUGCCGACCAGCUGGCUCGCGACAAAGCUGCGGAGACGAGGCGCCUCCCGGGGUGGAGUCCCGUGACCCCCACUGAUAACAGCGUCCCGAAAUUCAACAGAUGCUCCGACUUCACGUGCCCUCCAGAACACUUUUACGGAGGUGUUCAUAAGGACUACGAGGAGCUGCAGCGACUACAGCACAGAACGCGUGGCCUGCUUCCCGGCUCGGACAACUUCAUGGCGGCCGCCCCCCGGACCUCAGGCACACCGGAAUGCCGCCGGGAACGUCUCGACGUCUACACUCCACCAAUUUUUGAACGACUGCGCGGGAGUCAAGGAAAUCAUUGUGGUAAGGCUAUUUUUCCUCCUGGCACCCUCAUCGCCUGGAACGUUAAGGCCUCUAACGUGCUUUCCGCGGCUCUGACGGUUCUAUCUACGACGGACAAGGGCACGGUGACUCUUGAAAAAGCUACAGAAUUCUUUUGGGAUCUCAGCCCCGGAGUUCCCUGCGACCGCGAAUACGAGAGUCUGGUCCAGUCGGCCGGUAGGGCUCUGCAGGCGACAGCCUCCGCGUCGCCAGCGAGGGCGUUCAACUCCCUCAAAGAGUGGUACGCCACUCACGGCAUAUGA